AACGAUUUUUCAGGGAAAGGAAAGAUGUCUCCCAGUAAACGAAGUAAAGUUGUCGACGAUGAUGAUAAUGGGGAUGAUGGGGUGGAGGUGCAGAGUGAUCAAAAGAAGAGAGUUGUAAGAAACAAACUCCGGGAUAUUUAUGAGAAAAUCGAGGAAUGCCAAGCGAAAGAUCAAGUAGACCCCGAGGAGCUGAACUCCAUAAUGCAGGAGGCUCAAGGGGUUAUCCAGGAGGUUCAAGGAACUCAGGAGGCUAUAGAGGACGCAAAAAUGUUCACAUCACUGAUCAAGCUUCUCGCUAAAUACAGUCGGGACACGUCGGCCAAUGAGAGAAAGUUUGUGGUCGCAGACUACAGCGCAAACAUUGCUCGUUUGCUCAGUGCUAAUUCUUCAGGGGAUCAUUUCAAGUUGAGUCGGAGCAAUGUGGUGAGCCUGGGGGAACAAGUAUCUUCUAUCUUUAACCGUGCUCCAACUUUAAAGUUUGUGCUCGGUGCGCUUAACACAGAGAUUGGUGAGGUGAAGGAGAGGCGUAAGGCGGUUGUUCGGCCGCGGGAUAAAGUUUAUGCAGCCACUAAAACCGCCAUUGUCGAUAAAUCUCAGGCGUCGGAAGCGAAAACCGACAAAUAUGUUAGGAUGACUAAAAAAUGUUUGGACGAGCUGUAUUUGAAAAACAAGAAAACCCCGGUCUGCUAUUUUUCUUUUGUUAUUGACCCGGACCAUUUUGGGAAAACAGUUGAAAACAUGUUUCACGUCAGUUUUCUUGUAAAACAACGACAGACUGUAUUAUCAAUCGGGGAAAAUGGCCUCCCUGUUCUAGAACCCAUCAUAGGCAGGAAGGAGGAGGAGGAAGAGAGUGAUGUUGGAACGGACCAAGCUGUGAUCAGUAUCUCCUACACAGACUGGGUUGAGCUCAAGAACAAUCUCAAAAUCAAGAAGAAAACUAUUAAUUUAGAAUUAUGAAUCUUUUAGAAACUUUUCAGA
Molecule: messenger RNA, 978 nt
Organism: Eurytemora carolleeae
Lineage: Eukaryota; Metazoa; Arthropoda; Copepoda; Calanoida; Temoridae
Product: non-structural maintenance of chromosomes element 4 homolog A
Exons: 7
Coding region: 25-957 (310 amino acids)
Biological process (GO): DNA repair
Cellular component (GO): nucleus; Smc5-Smc6 complex
Source: RefSeq, a predicted model, not a curated record